This is a messenger RNA of Miscanthus lutarioriparius, 579 nucleotides long. The record is from the annotation of a GenBank genome assembly. NCBI's taxonomy places the organism in Eukaryota, Viridiplantae, Streptophyta, Magnoliopsida, Poales, Poaceae.
AUGUUUGGGUCGGGGCUGAACCUAGUCAGCGCGGCGCUCGGCUUCGGGAUGACCGCAGCCUUCGCUGCGUUCGUCUGUGUGAGGUUCAUCUGCUGCCGCGAACGCCGCGGUGACACCCGUGCGUCGCCAUCGCCGGACCUCGUCGCGGAACUCGAUGGCCCGAUAGAGCACACUCGUUCUGGGUUGGAACCUUUGGUUAUUGCUGCAAUUCCUACUAUGAAGUAUAAUUGUGAGGCUUUCAGCUCUAAAGACGAUGUGCAGUGCUCAAUAUGUUUAGGCGAGUACAGGGAGAAAGAGAUUCUACGAAUCAUACCAACAUGCCACCACAGCUUUCACCUUGCCUGCUUAGAUUUAUGGUUGCAGAAGCAGACGACUUGCCCAAUAUGCCGGGUCUCACUGAAAGAGCUGCAGGCUGCCAUGCCAUCAGCACGCAGCAUCCAGCAACUCCCGGCCGAUCCAGAGAAUUCUGAUAACCCAGCACCUCAGUGUUUCCUACCUGCUCGUCAAGAUCACAGAGGUCAAAAUAAUAGCCAGGAGACACGCGGAUCAGUAGAAGUGGUUAUUGAAAUUCUACGGUGA